Elgaria multicarinata webbii is the source of this 1707-nucleotide messenger RNA. RefSeq names its product vomeronasal type-2 receptor 26-like. Gene Ontology annotation, molecular function: G protein-coupled receptor activity. The record is from RefSeq and is a predicted model, not a curated record. Gene Ontology annotation, biological process: G protein-coupled receptor signaling pathway. NCBI's taxonomy places the organism in Eukaryota, Metazoa, Chordata, Lepidosauria, Squamata, Anguidae. Bases 1 to 1707 code for a protein of 568 amino acids. The transcript is spliced from 5 exons. Gene Ontology annotation, cellular component: plasma membrane.
AUGGUGUUCUUAUUGGUAUUGCUGCCUGGACUUUUGCCUCCUCUUGUGAGCAAGGCACAUGCCAUUCCUCCCAGCAUGAAGACCUAUUCUACUAAAGACAGAAGUUUCUUUUAUUGCAGUGCGGUGCCAAAGAACUAUCAGGAUAUCUUGGCCUUGGUAUUUGUUGUACAGGAUAUCAACAAAAAUCCCACAAUUUUACCUAAUGUCACUUUGGGAUUCCAUAUCUAUGAUGCCUACCACAAUAAUCAGAUGACUUACAAAACCGCACUAGAUCUGAUUUCUUCACAGCAUAGUUUUGGCCCCAACUACAAGUGUGACAUGCAGAACAAUUUGAUAGCUGUCAUUGGGGGAACGUACUCUGAUACCUCACGUAGUUUGGCCAUUGUUAUAAAUCCCUUCAAGAUUCCACAGGAUUUCUGGGAGAAGGCCUUCAACUGUAAAUUGAAAAAUAUGAAUGAAGGCCAGAAAACUCAGGAAAGCUGCACCGGGAAGGAGAAUCUGGAGAAGCUUCCAAGAGCUUUCUUUGAAAUGGACAUGACUGGCCACAGCUAUGCUGUCUACAAUGCAGCCCAUGCUGUGGCAAAUGCUCUACAUGCCAUGUAUGAAUCCAAAUCCAAACACAGAUCAUGGGGAGCUGGAAGGAAGCUGGCACCACAAAAUCUGCACUCAUGGGAGGCCCUGCCAAUUUCUCUGUGCAAUGACAACUGCUAUCCAGGCUACAGCAGGAAAAAGAAGGAAGGGGAACCAUUUUGCUGCUAUGACUGUGCUCCGUGUCCAGCAGGGAAAAUUUCCAACAAAAAGGAUAUGGACUCCUGCAUUGAAUGUUUAGAAAAUCACUAUUCAAACUUGGAUCAGAACCAAUGUAUUCCUAAAGUUUUGAGCUUCCUCUCAUAUCAAGAACCUUUGGGCAUCACUUUAGCUUUGUCUGCUAUUGCUUUGUCUCUGAUCACAUCUUUGGUACUUGGAACUUUUCUGAAGCAUCGGGACACACCCAUCGUAAAAGCCAACAACCGGACCCUCACCUACAUGAUCCUCAUCUCCCUCCUUUUUUGCUUCCUCUGCUCCUUGCUUUUUAUUGGAAAACCUGAAAAGGUCAUCUGCCUUCUCCGACAAACUGCCUUUGGCAUCACCUUCUCUGUGGCCCUUUCCAGUGUGCUGGCAAAAAACAUCACUAUAGUUCUGGCAUUUAUGGCUACCCAACCAGGAUCCAGGAUGAAAAAAUGGGUGGGGAGAAGACUGGCAAAUUCUAUCAUUCUUUCCUCUUCCUUUAUCCAAGCAGGAAUUUGCAUUCUUUGGCUGAGUAUUUCUCCCCCAUACCCAGAUACAGACAUGCAUUCACUGAAUGGAAAAAUCAUAGUAGAAUGUAAUGAGGGCUCAGUAUCCAUGUUUUACACUGUCUUGGGCUAUAUGGGCUUCCUGGUUAUUGCCAGCUUCACUGUGGCAUUUCUGGCUAGGAAGUUACCUGACAGUUUCAAUGAAGCCAAAUUUAUUACCCUCAGCAUGUUGGUCUUUUGCAGUGUUUGGCUUUCCUUUGUCCCAACCUACUUGAGCACCAAAGGAAAAUAUAUGGUGGCUGUGGAGAUCUUCUCUAUCCUAACUUCUAGUGCUGGCUUGUUGGUUUGCAUCUUUUCUCCUAAAUGCUACAUCAUUGUGUUCAGGUGUGACUUGAACAACAGAGAGCAACUAAUAAGGAGAAAAAAACAAUAA